CUGUGGACGGGGUUGCUAUGGGCUUCGGGUUAUGAGGGCAGAGAUUUGAUUGAGAUUCUAUUGGGCCACCUUUAGUGCAAGAAAUUGAGAGUGAAGCUCUUUAAUUUUGAAUUUGCACAUUUCAACUUGAAUUCAAGCAACUUCGAAUAGCCAUGGCCCCGAAGAAAAACGCACGAGGACACAAAAUGAAAGAAGCCAAAGCACAGCUGGCCAGUAAGAAUGGCAAGAAGCCUGAGGUAGCAGGAGGAAGCUCCUUCUUCACCUGGUUCAUGGUUCUUGCCCUCCUGGGCGUCUGGACCUCUGUGGCCGUCGUCUACUUCGACCUGGUCGACUACCAAGGCGUCAUCGCCAAUGCAAAGGACUUGCACAUUAAGCUCUCUGAGACACUGCAAGGUCAACUUUCGUCCUAUGAUGCUGAUGGAGAUGGUGACUUCGAUGUGGAGGAUGCUAAAGUACUGCUAGGGCUGAAAGAGAAGGCUACCGUCGUCAUUACCAGAGAUGCAGCACCAGAGGAGGCUCCUGCAGCACCUGUGGAAGAAGAACCCGUUGUUGAAGAAGUGAUCGAGGCCACAGAAGCAGAGGAAGUUGCUGCUCCCCUACCAGAGCCUGAGGUUGUGGAAGAACCUGAGGUGGUUGAGGAGGAAGACGAGCCAGAGGUGGAUGAGCCUGAAAUCAUUGAGGAAGAGCCUGAGGUUCUGGAGGAGGAAGAAGAGCCUGAAAUCAUUGAGGAAGAGCCUGAGGUUCUGGAGGAGGAAGAAGAGCCUGAAAUCAUUGAGGAAGAGCCUGAGGUUCUGGAGGAGGAAGAAGGGCCUGAGGUGGAUGAGCCUGAAAUCAUUGAGGAAGAGCCUGAGGUUCUGGAGGAGGAAGAAGAGCCUGAGGUGGAUGAGCCUGAAAUCAUUGAGGAAGAUCCUGCGGUUCCGGAGGAGGAGGAGGUUGCCUCAGUCGAGGAGGAGGAGGUCGCCCUAGUCGAGGAGGAGGAGGUUGCCCCAGUCGAGGAGGAGAAGGUUGCCCCAGUCGAGGAGGAGAAGGUUGCCCCAGUCGAGGAGGAGGAGGCCGCCCCAGUCGAGGAGGAGGAGGCCGCCCCAUUCGAGGAGGAGGAGGAGACCGCCCCAGUCGAGGAGGAGGCCGCCCCAGUCGAGGAGGAGGAGGCCGCCCCAGUCGAGGAGGAGGAGGCCGCCCCAAUUGAGGAGGAGGAGGAGGCCGCCCCAGUCGAGGAGGAGGAGGCCGCCCCAAUCGAGGAGGAGGAGGAGGCCGCCCCAGUCGAGGAGGAGGAGGAGGCCGCCCCAGUCGAGGAGGAGGAGGAGGCCGCCCCAGUCGAGGAGGAGGAGGAGGUCGCCCCAGUCGAGGAGGAGGAGGAUGCCGCCCCAGUCGAGGAGGAGGAGGAGGCCGCCUCCGUUGAAAAGGUAGAGGAAGCCGCCCAAGUCGAGGAGGAAGUCGCCGCCAUUGAGGAGGAAGCCGCACCAAUUGAGGAGGAGGUUGCUGAAGAGGCUGCCCCGGUUGAGGAAGUGGAUUCUCCCACAGAAGAAGCUGUUGAGGAGGAAGCCGCUGAGGAGGAAGUUGCUGCAUCAGUUGAGGAGGAAGUCGCUGUUGAGGAAGAGGAAGAAGAAGGAGACGCUGCACCAGUUGAGGAGGAGGCGGAAGAGGCAGAGGAGGAGCCAGCAACAGAGGAGGAAGAGCUGGUAGAAGAAACAGCAGCAGAAGAUUCAGAACAAACAGAAGAAGCAGAAUCAGAAGCUGAGUCAGAAGAAACUCAACAGGAGGAAGCUCUUCGGGAAGAGUUUGCAGAGGAAGCAGCUGAAGUAGAUGAGCUGGAGGAGUUGAUAGAAGAGCUUUCCCAGGCAGAAGAACAGAUGGAAGAUGAGCCAACAGUGAGGUCAGUAUCUUCUUUCCAUAGAAACGCAGAGCCUGCGGUCUCAGCGCGGUAAGACUGAUUGAGGACCAGCCCACAUCGCAUCCCACUGAGCGCAUGCAGCCGCGCUUUCCCACCUCCAGAGAAUGAAAAGCGCCAUCACGGCCUUCAACACUCUCUCCUAUUUGUCCUAUUUCUCACUCGCAUACCCAGAAACUUGUUUGUUUUUCUCACUUCCAGAACUUGUUAGAUUUUUUUCAUUUACCCUAUAGAUUUUUUUUUCUUCCCCUUUUCUUAUAAUGACAAGUAUCAAUGAAUUUCUCUUACCGAUGUAGGUAGAUAAUGGGAGGGUAGCUUUUCGCUAAUGGAAUGUAGUUUGUUUUCCAUUUCCUGUGUAUAGCAAGCAGAGGUACAUGUUGCUAGUCAAAGAACUUCACGUCUGAGCCGAGUUCAGUUUUGUUAAAUGUGAAGAUGCAAAGCUGCAGUUUUGUAUUACCAGUAUGUAUUGAGUCUACAUGUCAAGAUGUUGCAUAUCAAGGGCAAAGUUAUGCUGACAGGUGAACAGACGAGUCUGGUGAUGUAGGGUGAGUGUGUGAGCUUCCAUAUGUGUAUGACUGAGAAUGUGUAUAGAUGUACACUACAUGACCAAAAGUAUGUGAACACCUGCUCGUCGAACAUAUCAUUCCAAAAUCAUGGGCAUUAAUAUGGAGUUGGUCUCCCCUUUGCUGCUAUAACAGCUGCCACUUCACUCUUCUGGCAAGGCUUUUCUACUAGAUGUUGGAACGUUGCUGCGGGGACAUUCUUCCAUUCAGCCACAAGAACAUUUGUGAGGUUGAGCACUGAUGUUGGGCGAUUAGGCCUGCCUCGCAGUCGGUGUUCCAAUUCAUCCCAAAGGUUUUCGAUGGGGUUGAGGUCAGGGCUCUGUACAGGCCAGUCAAGUUGUUCCACACUGAUCUCGACAAACCAUUUCUAUAUGGACCUUGCUUUGUGCAUGGGGGCAUUGUCAUACUGAAACAGGAAAGGGCCUUCCCCAAACUGCUGUCACAAAGUUAAAGCACAGAAUCUGCUAGAAUUUCAUUGUAUGCUGUACCAUUAUGAUUUCCCUUCACUGGAACUAAGGAGCCUAGCCCGAACCAAUAAAAACAGCCCCAGACCAUUAUUCUGGGGCAGGUAGCAUUCUCCAGGCAUCCACUAAACCCAGAUUCAUCCUUUGGACUGCCAGAUGGUGAAGCAUGAUUCAUCACUCCAGAGAACGCGUUUCCACUGCUCCAGAGUCCAAUGGCGGUCCGCUUUACACCACUCCAGCCAAAGCUUGUCAUCGCCUAUGGUGAUCUUAGGCUUGUGUGUGGCUGCUCGGCAAAGGAAACCCAUUUCAUGAAGCUCCGGACGAACAGUUAUUGUGCUGACAGCACGUACAGUUGACUGGGGCAGCUCGAGCAGGGCAGAAAUUUGACUGACUUGUUGGAAAGGUGGCAUCCUAUGACGGUGCCACGUUUAAAGUCAUUGAGCUGUUCAGUAAGACCGUUCUACUUCCAAUGUUUGUUUAUGGAGAUUGCAUGGCUUUGUGCUCAAUUUUUAUUAACCUGCCAGCAACGGCAGUGGCUGAAAUAGCUGAAUCCACUAAUUUGAAGGGGUGUCCACAUACUUUUGUAUAUAUAGUGUAUGUUUGCGUGUGUGCAUUUUAUAGACUGUAUGUCUAUAAAACAAUCCUAUGAGCCGUAGUUCUCAUUAAGAUGCGUUUGAGACUCGUUUCAAUUUCAGUUUUGUUUGUUCCAACUCCUAGUACCUUGCUCUCACUGUUACUUCUUUAAUACUGAAAGUGUUUUUGACUUACUCAUACCUCCAGCCAGAACAGUGAACAUCUAACGGAACACAAUGAGUUAUCCCCAAGCCAGGCUUGUGUCCAUUUUUUUACUAUUUUAUUUAUUUUGUGGUCUUUUUUUUUUUUUUUACUGUAUUUGGGUUGGAUGUAAACUCUCCAAAUGGGAGAAAUGUUGGCAUAUGCCAUUUGUUCUGGGAAAAACUGAUUUUUACCUGGAGACUAAGGAAGGGCAUGUCUCAGAGUCUGGUAGUAACUCUUAGGUGCAGCUCAGUGUGGGCGUAGCUGUUAUGGGUUAAUGGUCCGACCCAACCCAGUGUCCUGAUAAAACAGGCUGCUGUGCAGUGUCCCAGGUCCUCCAAUAGAUAUGCUCUCCACACGCACACACGUGGUCCAACAGGAACAUGAUUAUUCGAAAUUCAUCAUUCAGUACACGUAAACUGUAAAAAAAUAUAUAUAUAUAUAUAUAUUUAAAGUCUGCGUCAGUAAUGUUCAUAAACUUUUGUUCCCUUUCUCUCUAAAUGUACAGUUCCACUUUCACUUGUAUAUUAACUGGCUCAAGCCCAGGGUAAGUGCUUCAUUUGGAACAAAGGUUUUUGAAUGUCUGUAAUUGUUGCUGAUUUAGCAGACACCCGGACCACCUCUUUUUGUCCCUCUGCAUGUGUUUCAGUGCGUGACCCCCCCCCCCCAAACCAACUGUUCAAAGAGAAACACUGUUGUACAUCUAGAAGGGACCUUGACAGUGUAACCUGCUUACUCUGUCCUAGCGACAUCUAACUCGACUUGUGCUAGUAUUUAAUAUUGAUGUUGUCGUUAAUGAUGUUGUCAUGGUUUGUUUUUACUACAAGGAUGAUGCUAGCUCAUGCUUUGAACUUAAGGCUGUAUGGUGAAGAAAAAGAAAAUUGAUUUCAUUUUUUUCAAGGAAACUCAGUCGUGUGCUUAGUUUGUGUUCCUCCAACGAUGUAAUGUUUCUGUGAAUUCAGAUGAGUGCGUUUUUGUUGUAGAAGUUUUCUGUACAUUGUGGUAAUAAGGGGCCUGCCGGAUGAUAUAAUGGUGAUAAGGUGAUGGACUGUAGGGAAUGCUGCAAUGCAAAUCUUCUCUGAGGAAACCAAAUAACGGUUUGUUUCGAUGUACACGAAAACAAGUGGUUGCAAUCUAGUUCUUAGGACUUAUUUUGUCUUUUUUCUAUAACACUAGUGGGUCUUUUUCUAUUACCUAACACUUUUGAAGUCAAUGUGAAUUUUUAACGUGGUGUUAAUUUUACAUUAUACAAAACUUUACAAGAUAGAUCUGUUCUAGAUUUUUAAAUAAAAAUACACUUUUUUAGGAUCAGACCUUUUUAAUUAUGAAAAUUUAAAUAAAUAAAAAGUGCUUCACUUUUUUCAAAGCCAUAUGUGACAGUUGAGGCUCUUCUGCUCAGAAUGGACUGUACUCCAAGGGAAAGACAUUCCACAACCAGCAGUAACCGAAAACAUCACUACAAUCUCAGUGUUUAUUUUUUAUUGCAGUUCACAUAUGAACAGGGGUUUACACACAAAAACAUGUUAUACAUAGAGGUAAACAUAGUAUCCAGCUGUAUAGGCUAACAGGUUUUCAAAUUAUUGUGAAAAUGCAUUCUGUAUGCAGAGUUGGACGGCUGUCACAGUUUCUAUAAAUCAGGGGUGUCGAACUCAUUCCAUGCAGGACCUAGUGUCUGCGGGUUUUAGGUUUUUUUCAAUGAGGACCUAGACACCCAGGGAGGAGCGAAAACCCGCAGACACUCAGCCCUCCGUGGAAUGAGUUUGACACGUGCUGUAAAUGUUCUGUUCGAGGGCUGCAAUAAAGGUUUGGGACAACA
Molecule: messenger RNA, 5505 nt
Organism: Oncorhynchus masou masou (cherry salmon)
Lineage: Eukaryota; Metazoa; Chordata; Actinopteri; Salmoniformes; Salmonidae
Product: fibrous sheath CABYR-binding protein-like
Exons: 11
Coding region: 153-1925 (590 amino acids)
Biological process (GO): peptidyl-aspartic acid hydroxylation
Cellular component (GO): endoplasmic reticulum; membrane
Molecular function (GO): peptidyl-aspartic acid 3-dioxygenase activity
Source: RefSeq, a predicted model, not a curated record